This is a messenger RNA of Nicotiana tabacum (common tobacco), 501 nucleotides long. NCBI's taxonomy places the organism in Eukaryota, Viridiplantae, Streptophyta, Magnoliopsida, Solanales, Solanaceae. The record is from RefSeq and is a predicted model, not a curated record.
GUUUGUCAUCUCUGGUGUUGCUACUGAUGAUCGAGCUAUGAAACAUUUAUCUGGGGUUGCAAUUGGAGCCACUGUUUCACUUGAUAUAUUGUUCUCCGGGCCACUAACAGGGGAAUCAAUGAACCCUGCAAGGAGUUUGGGACCGGCAUUUGUUACAGGUCAUUACAAAGGAUUAUGGAUUUACAUUAUAGGGCCAAUUUUAGGGGCAAUAUUUGGUGCUUGGACUUACAAUCUUAUGAAACUCACAAAUAAUCAUGCUGUAAAAGAGAUUUGAGAUUCACAAAAAAUUAUAGAAGUGUCCUCAAAAGAUAAGGUUAUAUGCAAGUGUAGUGAAGGGUGGACAUGCAUUGUAACCAAGGCAGAAGAACCAGAAGCAGGCAACAUCUUUUUUGAUUGUGGUGACGAAGGUUGUGUUAGUUGCUAUCUUCUUAUUUGAUGUAUUUGUAAAUAAUAAUUCUGGAGAAAAGAAAGUUAGCGUAUAAACGUAAAUAUAAACGAAAC